UCUCUCUCUCUGUGCGGAAGAAAUACACGCAUAUUGCACCGAAGAUGAGCAGCGUUUGCGCUGAGCAACACAAGCUUCAUCCCUCCCACCAACUUCACUCCUCCAACAAACCGCUCAAGAGCAUAGAAAUCCCACCGAGAAAGCUCCUCAGCCGCCGACUACCCAGCUGCCAAGAGAUGACGGACAUGUAUUACUCGCGAGCAGCCGCAGCCGCAGCCGCCGCCGCCGAAGAGACCCUCUUGCAGAAGUACUUGCCGUACAACAGCGGCGCCGACGACGACGAUCCCAAUGACGUUUCCGACCCUUACUCCUCCGACCACUUCCGCAUGUACGAGUUCAAGGUCCGCCACUGUACGCGCAGCCGCAGCCACGACUGGACCGACUGCCCUUUCGCCCACCCGGGAGAGAAGGCCCGCCGGCGCGACCCCCGGACUUUCCAUUACUCCGGCCAGGUUUGCCCGGAGUAUCGCCGCGGCGGGUGCAGCCGUGGCAAUAGCUGCGAGUUCGCUCACGGCGUGUUCGAGUGCUGGCUCCACCCAGCCAGGUACCGAACCGAGGCCUGCAAAGACGGGAAGAACUGCAAGCGCAAGGUGUGUUUCUUCGCUCACACGCCUCGCCAGCUUCGCGUUCUGCCUCCGAAUUCUCAGAAGUCUCCGCCGCAUGAGCUGGCAAGCAAGAAGAAAUUCCUGAGCUCGCCGAAUCACCAUUGCUGCUUGUUUUGUCAUUGCGCCACUACUUCUUCACCGACCUCGACACUUAUGGGAAUCUCCCAUUUCUCUCCGCCGCUUUCGCCGCCUCUUUCCCCCGUGAAACAGCGUUCCAUUAAUGGGUUUUCGCCGAUUUCAGUGAAUCAUGGGGUGCUGAGCUACAAAGACGUCCUGACCGAGCUGAUGAGCUCCUUCGAGGCCAUGAAUUUCAGUGAAGCCUCUUCGCCUUUGUCUGCCAAAAGCCCGAAUUUGCCUUGGCUUGAUGUUUCUUUCAACAAUGAAGACCAACAACAGUUUAUUCUUUCACCUUCGACACCGAAUCCUUCUGUGUCUGCAAAUUUUUUGAGUGGGGAUCGCUCGAGCAAAAGCUUCACUACUGUUGACAGCUCUGAUCCAGAUCUUGGGUGGGUCAAUGAGCUACUGAUGUAGAAGACCGAUCAACGGCGGUGAUGGAUUUCGAAGUGUAUAUAUAUAUAUUCCACCAGCCGUAUAUAUGGGGAUUAUAUAUAUGUGAUUUGGUGUAUAUUGUUAUGAUCAUUUGUCAUUUAUUUUCAAGCUUUUGAUUUUUCUUUUGAAAUUUGCUGCUUAUGUUUUGAGUGUGAAUCUACUUUGCUAGAUCUGAUCUUAUUUCCAUGUAUUAAUCAUAUUGAACUACUACGAAAUGAA
This is a messenger RNA of Alnus glutinosa, 1373 nucleotides long. Its product is annotated as zinc finger CCCH domain-containing protein 2-like. The record is from RefSeq and is a predicted model, not a curated record. The transcript has a single exon. Gene Ontology annotation, molecular function: metal ion binding. The coding region runs from base 45 to 1136 and encodes 363 amino acids. Lineage: Eukaryota; Viridiplantae; Streptophyta; Magnoliopsida; Fagales; Betulaceae.